Molecule: messenger RNA, 954 nt
Organism: Colletotrichum lupini
Lineage: Eukaryota; Fungi; Ascomycota; Sordariomycetes; Glomerellales; Glomerellaceae
Exons: 3
Coding region: 1-954 (317 amino acids)
Source: RefSeq, a predicted model, not a curated record
AUGGUCGCGGCUCAGGCCAACCAUGUCAUCUCCGGCUUCGAGUAUCUCGGAUGCGUCAGUGUCACCUCGGACAAGUUCGACGCUUUUGUCGACUUUGGUAAAGGCUACACCCCUGAGCAGUGUCAAUCGGCUUGCACCGGUCGCAACUACGCUGCUACUUUCCCCGAUGGUUGUCGUUGUGGGAGCAGCAUCCAGAGCUUCCCAGUCGUGAACGAGGCUCUCUGUAGCUACCCGUGCAACCGCAACACCGCGCUUGGCCAGUGUGGAUUUUUCAACCCACCGACCUGCAGCUAUGCCAAUGUGUACAAGGCCUGUAACGAGAUGCCGCUCCCCUCUGAUCCGUCUCCCGUUGGCCCGGCCUCGACCGGUCCAGUUGGCAACGAUCCAGGUUCAGAUAUCACGUACUCCACAAUCCGACUCCCUCCCAUCACCCGUACCGUGAAACUGGCUACGAGAUCUACCGUCAUCAUCCAGAGCGUCACGCCUGGUAGCGAUGGUCUGACAACUUCCUGCACCGUGCUGUCGGGCACUCCCACUACUCUGGCGCCAGCGUCUCCUUCAGCUCCCACAGUUGUCGUUCAGACGGUCAUCGUUCAUGUCCCGCCAAAGAGCACCCCUGGAUUGCAGAGUUACGGCAGUGUCCAGUCGGAUCCUCCCGUGGCUACCGCACCACCGGCUGCGCCGAUGACUGAGACAUACACCAACCCGUCCUCGCCAUCUCAGACGACUCCCAGCGACCCCAACGUCACCAUUCCUCCUCCCGGCAAUGUCACUGUUCCCGUUGCUACAUCGACCCCCGAUGGACCGAUGUUCCAGACUCUCAUUCUAACGGACGACCCUCCUGCUGCCACCGCGACGUCCACGCCAGCCGUCGUGACUCAGAGCCCAGCGCAGCGGCUCACAGUCUCGGGCAUUGGCAUCGUCGUUGGGGUUCUGAUCGCGAUGGGUUUCUAG